UUUUUUUUUACAAAUCGUCUUACUACAAAUAAAUACAACUCACCUAUAUAGUACCAGAUCCUCCUCAAACAGAUCUGACAAUAUUCAGCUGUAUUUCAGAGAAGAUUUAAGAAGCAGUUCAUUAGUUACAUUUAGUUUGAAGCAAGGGUCAAAUAUUUAUUUAUUUAUUUAUUUAUUUCUCAAACCGUUUGGAAACUACAACACUUAUUUUCGUUUCUUUUUUAUUCAGUAACUCGACCUGUUUGCACGAACCCAGGAGAUUUCAGAAAAGGUCUCUGAAUAGUUUGGCUUGGGUUAUAAUUCUGAAAAGCACAGGAGACACGACUGACCCAGCUAUUGUGGACAAUAUUGUAUCUGUCAAGAUUCGGAAUACAAGACUACCUGCUUCCGGAUUGUCAAGGUCUUGAGUAAAAAAAAAAAAAACACAUGGACUCCAUUUUAGCUCACCUGGAACGGUCGACUAAUCACAACGAGACAUUCUGGGGCGAAAGUCACGCUCCCUCCCCAGGGUUCCAACUCUUCCUGUGGCUCAGCCUGCCUCUGUCAAUCAUGCUUCUGCUGGUCCUGGGAAUCUUCAACAUCUUAGUCCUGCGCGCUAUCCUGAGGUCAUCGCGCCGGGUCCAUGUGACAGCCCAGGUGAUGGUUUCCAUGGGGAUAACCGACACAGCGCUGUGCCUCACCGCAGGCCCGGCUCUGGUGCUGUCAGACCUGCAGUGGUGGACCCCCUUCUACCCCUGCCUGGUGCUGACCUGCACUGUGCUGAGCUGGGCAAUAACCUCCUCUUUCCAUCAUAUCCUCAUUGCCUACUACCGCUGGUACAUAGUGGUGCACCCCACCAGGUACAGAGCCUCACUGACCCAACCCAACAUCCUCCUGCACAUCUCUCUCUGCUGGCUGGCUGGGUUUGCAAUGAGCUCCAUCCCGUAUCUGGGCUACAACAACUACACCUCCCUGCAGACUGCCUCUGCUCAGCUUACGACAAACUACACCCUGGCUAGCAGCCUCUCCCCUUCUCCCUCACCCAUGGUCUUUAACACUGGGCUCUCGCCUCACCCCUCCCCUGGGGGCUGUGCACUGUCUCCAGCAGCCUGCCGCGUCCCCUGCUUGUACCUGAAUGUGCUCUCUCUGCAGUACCUCACCUACUUCAUCUUCUUUGGCUGCAUGCUGCUGCCCAUGGUGAUCACCUCCCUGCUGUACUGCCUCAUCUUCCGAGCCUUGUGGGCGCACGGCCGGGGCCGCUGCCUGGGGAAGGGCUUCCUCCAGCGGCAGCAGCGCGUGGUCUGGAGCACUGGGCUCCUCUUUAGCCUCUACAUGCUCUCUCGCCUGCCCUUCAACGUGACCAAUGCUGUGCUGCUCUACUGCCCCGGCUGCCCACUGCCCUACUGGCUCCCCCCCAGCGCCCUCAUCUCGGCCGUGCUCAGCGCCGCCUCCAACCCGCUGCUCUACUUCCUCCGGGACCGGGAGCUGCUGGCUGCACUCAGGGAGGCCGCGGGGAGGCUGUGCUGUGGCAGGCAACGGCAGGGAAGGGUGGGGCCUAUGGGCAGGCUGCCCACUGUGGAUAAACCUGGACUCAGUCAAGAACAGGGAUUAGAGUGAGGGGGGGGGGAGGAGUGAAGAGGGUGAGGAAAGGCGAGGUGAGGAAGGGAAGGGGGUGAGGGAGGGAUCACAGGGAUCACUGUCCAAUCACAGUCCUGGAGGUAAAAUGAGAUCAUUAACUAUUUCAAGGUCUGGAUGGAAGUUUAAUUGUCACAAUUAAACAAUUUACAGCAGGGUUGGAACAAAGACCAGGAGUGCAAGCGCCAGCUUUGGCCAGCCCUGAGUUAUACAAACACGACGCAUGGCACAUGGAAGUGAGACUGAAGAUAACUAAAAUGGGUGUCACACCAGAGAACUACAAGAAACAACGUAACUCUGCUUUAUAAGGAAUGCCAGACUUAUUAUUUCGUUAUAUAUGUAUACACAUACAUUUAAUGCAUUUUGAUUAAUCUCAACACAUUUUAAAUAUAGGAAAACAAAUUCAUUUAGUUAUUAGUAUUAUUCAUUUAGUUAUGAGUAUUAUACUGCUCUUUACAUGAAGCACCUGGCAUGCAUUUCUGUGUCCAAGUGAGUAAGGAUGGAGCUGUGUACAGUACCAGCAGUGAAUUCAUCAUACUGUUUAUGCUGUACAUACAGCUAUGGCCAAACAUUUUCAUCAUCUAGAAUUUUAGGAAUGAGACAUCAUUAAAAAAAAUAAAAACUAU
This is a messenger RNA of Polyodon spathula (Mississippi paddlefish), 2240 nucleotides long. RefSeq names its product adenosine receptor A2b-like. The transcript has 3 exons. NCBI's taxonomy places the organism in Eukaryota, Metazoa, Chordata, Actinopteri, Acipenseriformes, Polyodontidae. Gene Ontology annotation, molecular function: G protein-coupled receptor activity. Gene Ontology annotation, biological process: adenylate cyclase-activating G protein-coupled receptor signaling pathway; vasodilation. The record is from RefSeq and is a predicted model, not a curated record. Gene Ontology annotation, cellular component: membrane. Bases 427 to 1596 code for a protein of 389 amino acids.